Molecule: messenger RNA, 2881 nt
Organism: Setaria italica (foxtail millet)
Lineage: Eukaryota; Viridiplantae; Streptophyta; Magnoliopsida; Poales; Poaceae
Product: U-box domain-containing protein 35
Exons: 4
Coding region: 464-2833 (789 amino acids)
Biological process (GO): protein phosphorylation
Molecular function (GO): protein kinase activity; ATP binding
Source: RefSeq, a predicted model, not a curated record
AAUUUCUUAUUCGCUCAAAAUGUGACAGAUUUUGAGGAUAAAAAUCUAUCAACAAAUGACUAGAGGGUUAAUCGAGGAAAUUUUAUGAUAGCACUUUCCCAUUCAGCAUGAAAGACACGAGCAAUAGCCGUUGUCCAGUGGCCGGCCGUUGAACGAGGUUGAAGCCCCGACGAAGACUCUAUUUUGGGCCGGCAAACAGCCACCACAUUCCUGAAAUGGCGUGCUUAAUAACACAGGUCAAUCUUUUAGCAGGAGCCGAAGACGACGACGACGCCCCCUCCCCGCCCCUCGGCGUCCCCCGUCCUCCCCCCUUUGAUCGAUCAGGCCAUGGCGCAACACUAAGUCCCUCGCCGUCGUGUUGCGGCUCGUGAGCCAAACGAUUAAUCCGGCCGGAGGGCGGCCAUCCCGGCGGAGGACUACGUGUGCGUCGUCGCCGGCGACAGAUACAUAUUUAUAUAUAUAGAUGGGGCGGUCGUACCAUGAGGGGAAGGACGCGGCGGCGACGGACCUUGGCUACCCGCUGGUGGCCGUGUGCAUCGACAAGGACAAGAACAGCCAGAACGCGCUCAAGUGGGCCAUGGACUCGCUGGUCCACAAGGGCCAGACCCUCGUCCUCGUCCACGUCAACACCAAGGGCACCUCCGGCGGCCUCGAGGACGCCGCCGGCUUCAAGCAGCCGACGGACCCGCACAUGAAGGACCUCUUCAUCCCCUUCCGAUGCUUCUGCACCCGCAAGGACAUCCAUUGCAAGGACGUGGUGCUGGACGAGCACGACGUGGCCAAGGCGAUCAUCGAGUUCACGGCGCACGCGGCGGUGGAGAAGCUGGUCCUGGGCGCGACGGCGAGGGGCGGCUUCGUGCGGUUCAAGGCGGACAUCCCGACGACCAUCUCCAAGGGCGCACCGGACUUCUGCACGGUGUACGUCGUGAACAAGGGCAAGGUCUCCUCGCAGCGGAACGCCAUCCGCGCGGCGCCGCGGGUGUCGCCGCUCCGAUCGCAGAUCCUGCAGGCGCAGGCGGCGGCGCAGCAGAGCCAGGCGGCGCCCAGGCCCGAGCCGCCGUCGUCGCACCGGUGGUCGUCGUCGUCGAGGGGCUCCGACCACUUGGAGACGCCGCGGGUGGACAACUUCCGGUCGCCGUUCGCGCGCGGGGGCACCGGGAACACGCGCAAGUCCUACGCCGACCUCAGCCACAUGUCCAUGCCGGACUCGGCGGACAUCUCCUUCGUCAGCAGCGCCGGCCGCCGGAGCAUCGACCACCACCCGGUCAUCCCGCCGCGGAUGUCCAACAGCUCCGCCGACAGCUACGACCACAGCUUCGAGAUGUCACGCACGCCCAGCAAGUGGGGCGGCGACUCCUUCGGCGGCAUGGACCACACCACCUUCUCGCAGACCAGCAGCUCCUCCUUCUGCUCCCUCGGCAUGCAGGACGACGUGGAGGCGGAGAUGAAGCGGCUUCGGCUGGAGCUGAAGCAGACGAUGGACAUGUACAGCACGGCGUGCAAGGAGGCGCUGACCGCGAAGCAGAAGGCGAUGGAGCUGCAGCGGUGGAAGAUGGAGGAGGAGCAGAAGACGCAGGACUCGCGGAUCACGGAGGACUCGGCGAUGGCGAUGAUCGAGCGGGAGAAGGCGCGGGCCAAGGCGGCGAUGGAGGCCGCCGAGGCCUCCCAGCGGAUCGCGGAGAUGGAGGUCCAGAAGCGGAUCACCGCGGAGAAGAAGCUCCUCAAGGAGGCCGAGGACCGCAAGUCCCGCGGCGGCGGCGGCGGCAUGUCCCACGAGGUCCGGUACAGGCGCUACAGCAUCGAGGAGAUCGAGCAGGGCACCGACCGCUUCAACGACGCCCGCAAGGUCGGCGAGGGCGGGUACGGCCCCGUCUACAAGGGCUUCCUCGACCACACCCAGGUCGCCAUCAAGGUGCUCCGCCCCGACGCCGCCCAGGGCCGGUCCCAGUUCCAGCAGGAGGUGGAGGUUCUCAGCUGCAUCCGCCACCCAAACAUGGUGCUCCUCCUCGGCGCCUGCCCGGAGUACGGCUGCCUCGUGUACGAGUACAUGGCGAGCGGUAGCCUCGACGACUGCCUCUUCCGGCGCGGCGGCGGGCCGGUGAUCCCCUGGCAGCACCGGUUCCGCAUCUGCGCCGAGAUCGCGACGGGCCUGCUAUUCCUGCACCAGACCAAGCCGGAGCCGCUGGUCCACCGCGACCUCAAGCCCGGCAACAUCCUCCUCGACCGCAACUACGUGAGCAAGAUCAGUGACGUCGGGCUGGCGCGGCUCGUGCCGCCGUCGGUCGCCGACACGGUGACGCAGUACCGGAUGACGUCGACGGCGGGGACCUUCUGCUACAUCGACCCGGAGUACCAGCAGACGGGGAUGCUCGGGGUCAAGUCGGACAUCUACUCCUUCGGGGUGAUGCUGCUGCAGAUCAUCACGGCGAAGCCGCCCAUGGGGCUGAGUCACCACGUCGGGCGCGCUCUGGAGCGCGGGGCGCUGCGGGACAUGCUCGACCCGGCCGUGCCGGACUGGCCCGUCGAGGAGGCGCAGUGCCUCGCCGAGAUGGCGCUCCGGUGCUGCGAGCUCCGGCGGAAGGACCGGCCGGACCUCGGCGGCGUCGUGCUGCCGGAGCUCAACCGGCUGCGCGCGCUCGGCGAGGACAACAUGCAGUACUGCGGCCCCAUCCGGGGCGGCGGCGGCGGCGGGAUGCACAGCUCGCCGUUCUACAGCAACGUCUCGCGGUCGAACGCCGCCGAGAUGAUGAGCGAUUCGUCACAGUACCCAAGAUCAGUGUUCAGCUCGAGAGCGAGCGACUCGCCGAUGCCGCCGAGGAGAUCGAACGCCUGACGCGUGGUGCAGAAUUUCUUUGCACAAGCUGUGUGUACUAAUACAGAU